Molecule: messenger RNA, 1936 nt
Organism: Drosophila rhopaloa
Lineage: Eukaryota; Metazoa; Arthropoda; Insecta; Diptera; Drosophilidae
Gene: Idh3g
Product: isocitrate dehydrogenase [NAD] subunit gamma, mitochondrial
Exons: 7
Coding region: 140-1345 (401 amino acids)
Biological process (GO): tricarboxylic acid cycle; isocitrate metabolic process
Cellular component (GO): mitochondrion
Source: RefSeq, a predicted model, not a curated record
GCAGUCGUUCUUGGGUGAAAAGAAGAAGAGCAGCAGCACCGAUUUGGCCAAGUGGAAUAAAGCGCAAUUGGCCGUGAUUUAACCGAUAAUAAAAACUCGCCAGCAGUCGCGUGAAAACCAAUAAGCUAACAACAAAAUCAUGGCCCUUCGCUUGUCCCAGAGAUUGCUGCAGACGCAGACACCGUUCCUCACCCGCGGAUAUCCCCUGCUCGUGACCAAGGAGAAGACCGAGGAUGUCGCCCACACCAAAUCGGCGCUGCAGAAGAAAGUCACUGGCACCGAUAUUCCCUCGGCACAGUAUGGAGGUCGUCAUGCAGUGACAAUGCUGCCGGGCGGCGGCAUCGGUCCUGAACUGAUGGGCUAUGUGCGGGAGAUUUUCCGGUACUGCGGUGCCCCCAUUGAUUUCGAGGUGAUCGAUAUCGAUCCUUCCACCGAGGGCAACGAUGAUCUGGACUAUGCCAUCACCUCGAUCAAGCGGAACGGAGUGGCGCUUAAGGGCAACAUCGAGACCAAGUCGCAGACCUUGUCUGAGGUCUCACGAAACGUGGCUAUCCGCAACGAGCUGGAUCUGUACGUAAAUGUGGUGCACUGCAAGUCCUAUCCGGGCAUCCCGGCUCGUCAUCACGACAUCGACGUGGUGCUUAUCCGCCAGAACACUGAUGGCGAGUACGCCAUGUUGGAGCACGAGUCCGUGCCCGGAAUCGUGGAGAGCAUGAAGGUGGUGACCGUGGAUAAUGCGGAGCGUGUGGCACGAUAUGCCUUUGAGUACGCCCGCCAAAACAAUCGCAAGAAGGUCACCACAAUACACAAGGCCAACAUCAUGAAGCUGUCCGACGGUCUCUUCCUGGAGGUGGCCAAUCGAGUGCACAAGGACUACCCCGAGCUGGAGCAUAAUAACAUGAUCAUCGACAACACCUGCAUGCAGUCAGUGUCCAAUCCUCACCAGUUCGACGUCAUGAACAUGACCAAUCUGUACGGUACCAUUGUGUCCAACGUUCUUUGCGGACUUAUGGGAGGAGCUGGCCUCAUUUCCGGCAGGAACUACGGCGAUCAUUACGCUGUUUUUGAGCCGGGCACCCGCAACACAGGAACCGCCAUCGCCGGCAAGAACAUUGCCAACCCAGUGGCCAUGAUCAGUGCCAGUAUCGACAUGCUGAACCAUCUGGGCCACAAGGAGCACGCCAAUGUCAUCCAGGAGGCUGUCUACCAGACCAUUGUCAACGAUGCCAUUCGCACGCCAGAUGUUGGAGGCACCCACUCUAGUACCGAUGUGGUUCAAAACAUACUCAAGAUCUUGAGUUCCAAGCGCGUGAAUUGGCCCCAUGGAAACUAUUUCAGCCAAUAGGCACUAUCGCACUAUUGAAACUCAACCAACUGCUAACAAACUCAGCAAGAUAAACCAAAUCAAACCAAGUCUAAUACCAAACCAAUCAAAAUUAUAUUAACCCAUAACUAAGCCAAUUUGAGACAUCUUGUACCCCAAGCAUUAAUGUGAUGCCCAGAAAGAAAUUGGUAUAAUUAAAUCGAGGUCGAACUAUUCCGCUGCUUAACCCAAACAAAAUAUGUUACCCCGGCUAAAUGUCCAUGUGUGUUCAUUUGAUGUCCAAGUGUGAUAAAUCAGAUUUUCUUGCCGGCCCUAUCCAAUGUUUCUGCACUAUGACUCUUUUUUAACCCCCUACUGAGAGCCCUACUCCUUUCUCUUAUUUCACUUAUAUAUCCUAAGGCAUCCACGAUUGUACAGAUGUACAAGAAUACCACACUUUGGCCUGUUAAAAAGCUAAGCAAAUAGUUUCAACAAAUAGUCAAGCGAAGCGAUAUUAAAUAGUAAUUUAAAAUUUUCCAAAAUUGUAACAUUGAAAAGCUAAUUCAAACAAAAUGUAUUAUUCUGUUCGAAUAUUUAUUAGUAAAGAAAAAAAAAGUAAGAAAGACAACAUAA